Molecule: messenger RNA, 1150 nt
Organism: Daphnia magna
Lineage: Eukaryota; Metazoa; Arthropoda; Branchiopoda; Diplostraca; Daphniidae
Product: carbohydrate sulfotransferase 5
Exons: 2
Coding region: 86-1078 (330 amino acids)
Biological process (GO): sulfur compound metabolic process; N-acetylglucosamine metabolic process
Molecular function (GO): N-acetylglucosamine 6-O-sulfotransferase activity
Source: RefSeq, a predicted model, not a curated record
UUUUUCUAGUCAGCAGUCGAACGACAGACACGACAGACGAAGACCUGUGUCCAUGUGUUGUUGCAGUGCACUCUGAAAAACGAAAAUGAAGUCCGUGAAAAAGAUCACCAUUGCUCUGUUUUUUAUCACAUUCAUAAUUUUUCAUUUAGUUUUAAUCAAACCGCACUUGUUAAACAGCAAUCUCAUUCAAGAAGAAGCAUUGCCUAGCAGUUCAACAGAUUCGCUACCCAUUAAACGAAUCAUGAUUGUUACGACGUGGAGAUCGGGUUCAACGUUUGUGGGCGACAUCAUUAAAAGUGCACCUGGCGUUUUUUAUUCAUUCGAGCCUUUAUUGUAUUUGGAUCAUCAUCCAGGAUCGAAAGCGGCACUAAUUCAAUCCAUUUUCCAAUGCCAAUUUUCCGCCGAUUUCCUGCGUAGCGUCAAUGGACUCAGUGGCCUUCCUAAUGACAUGCGAAGGAAUAGACGAGUUUGGGAUGAGUGUCAUUAUAAUCGCUCAUUGUGUCAUGAUCCACAAUUUGUUGGUAGUUUGUGCUCCUAUUCACCCGUUAAUCUCAUCAAAACUGUUCGAUUAAGGGUCAAUGAGCUCAUAACGUUGAUGAAAAAUGAUAUUUCAUCGAAAGACUGGAAAAUUAUUCACUUGGUACGUGACCCUCGAGGCACAAUGUCUUCUAGGGAAGGAUUAAAUUGGUGUAAAGUUAAUCCGGCUUGUAAUGAUGUUAAUCGCCUCUGCACCGAAUUGGUUGAAGAUUUGGAAUUGAUUAAAGAACUUGCAACUCAAUUUCCAAAUCGCCAUUACCUGGUGAAAUUUGAAGAUCUUGCCACCAACGUCGAGACGGGGACAGAAAAAUUGUUUGAAUUCUUGGAGAUGCCUGUCCUUCGACCGACCAAAGCAUUUUUGGACAGUCACACGAAAUCCAAUGAUCAAAAAUUGAAAGAAGAUUUCCUGAAUUUUGAUCAUUCGACAUUUCGUAAAUCUGACGUUGUCGCUUACGGCUGGAAGACCAAAAUGGACGUCAAACUUAUCGCCAAUAUUACCAGUAUCUGUGCAUCCGCAUUAAACGCGCUUGAUAACAUCUAAUAUGCCAUUAGUCAUAAACGCCACAGUUUUUUUUGGCCAAUUCUUCCGAAUACACGAUUUUUUACUUUGAAA